Messenger RNA from Rotaria sp. Silwood1, 690 nucleotides. Lineage: Eukaryota; Metazoa; Rotifera; Eurotatoria; Philodinida; Philodinidae. The record is from the annotation of a GenBank genome assembly.
AUGGUAUGUAAUGCUGGACCAAUUAUGGGUAUUAAUCGUUAUCUUGGUCGUCUUCUUGGAUUAUUUUUUAAUGAUGCAACUCAUUGUAAAAAAUUACAUAAAGCUUAUAAUGUUAUACAUCACAUGGAAUUCUAUCAGAAAAGUGGUCAUCUACUACCAACCACUCUAUUUGUUUCAUUUAAUAUUAAUGAUUUAUGUAUGAAUUUUUCACAUCAACAAGUUAUGGAUGCAUUAGAACAUUUCCUCCACUCUUACAUCUCAUCAGAUCAUUCUAUUCAAGGUAUGACAAUUAGUACAAUUCUUCAACUUGUUCGUCUCGUACUCGACGAACAAUAUUUUAUUUACAAUUAUACAUUAUAUCGGCAAACUGCUGGUCGUGCUUCUGGUUCAUCAUUAACUAAAGUCCCCGACACAUUAGAAGACCCGGGAUAUCGAGAUGAAGCAUUUAUUACACGGAACAGAUCUGAAGAUGAACUUGGUAUAUUACUUUCUAUGGCUAAUUCACAAUUUUCACAACCUAUAUGGAACAUAACUGAUAUUGGAUCAACCAUUUAUUUUCGUGAUAUUCUCAUAACUAACAAUAAUGGACUUCUUCGAACAAGUGUUUAUCAUGAAGAAACAUUCGAACGGAUUAUGUUACUAUCAUCAUUUCGGGAUAUUCUUCAACCUGCAAUCAAACAAGACACAUGA